Dictyostelium discoideum AX4 is the source of this 3837-nucleotide messenger RNA. RefSeq names its product U3 snoRNP protein (gene nol6). NCBI's taxonomy places the organism in Eukaryota, Evosea, Eumycetozoa, Dictyosteliales, Dictyosteliaceae. Gene Ontology annotation, cellular component: nucleolus. The transcript has 3 exons. The record is from RefSeq and is a predicted model, not a curated record. The coding region runs from base 1 to 3837 and encodes 1278 amino acids.
AUGGUUUCUGAAAAAAGAAAAACAGUUUCUAAAAAAGAAACAAUUUCAAAUAAAAAGAAUAAAAUUGAAAAAAAGCAAGAUGAUAGUAUUAUGUCAUUAGGCAUGGAUGAUGAUGAAUAUAAUUUUGAUGAUGAAAAAGCAGUUUCAUAUAAUGAUAAUUUUUAUAAUAAUAAUAAUAAUCAAGGAUCAGAUGAUGAAGGAUCAGAUGAUAAUGAUUUCUUAGAAGGUGAAGGAUCAGAAUCAGAACAAGAAGAACAAUUAGAUGAUAGUGAAGCAAAAGUUGGUAGAGCAACAAUAUUACCAGAGAAAUCAGAAUUGGAAGCAAAGGAAUUUAAAAAUUUAAAAGUAAAGAAUGUAUCAUAUUUGAAACAAUCGGUAGCACCAACCAAUGAAGAGAUUCAACAUUUGAAAGAGACUUCAGAUCUUUACAAUUCCAAUUUAUUUAGAUUACAAAUGGUAGAGUUAUUUAAAGAGAUUAAAAUUGAUUAUAGUAAAUUAACAUCACUAGAAUCGGCAUUACAUCAAUUGAAAUCGGUUAUUGAAAAGAUCCCAUCCGAUCAACAAGUUACAAUCACUGAAGCAAACAUUGAAAAAAUUAAAUUAUUCGAUUUCAAUGGUGGCGAAGGCUUGUCCAUCCAAUACUCAAAACCAUCGCAAAUCGAUGUCGUUGGUAGUUUCAUGACAAGAUCAGUAUUAAAGUCCAAUGAAAAUGUUGAUUUAAUGAUUGAAAUUCCAAAAUCAGUAUUUGAUUCAAAAGAUGCCAAUGAUUUUAAAUAUUUCAAUAAAAGAAAUCUUUACAUGUUGAAAAUCUUUAAUUCAGUAUCAAAGGUUUCACGUUUUUCUGAUAUUUCAUUCAAAAAUUUCAAUGGUGAUUCAAAUAAACAAAUCAUUGUAAUUCGUCCAAAAGAAGAUCCAAAAACUGGUGCAAGAACUAAAUUUCAAAUUCGUAUAAUUCCAACAAUUCCAAAUGAUCUUUUUAAUAUUUAUACAAAAUUUCAUCCAAAUAUGAGUUGUUUAUUUUUUGAACGUAAUAAUUUUAAAAUUGAAACUUUUAAAGAAGAUGAUUCAAAAGAAAUUAAUAAUUUAAAUAAUAAUAAUAUAAUAGAUUCUAAAAAUAAGAAAAAAUCAUUUGAUGAAAUUAAAAGAACACCAUUUUAUAAUAAUUCAAUUUUAGAAGAUAUUUUUAUAAAUGAUCAUAUGCAAUUAAUUAAUGAAAAAUGUGAAAAUGCACCAGUAUUAAUUGAUACAAUGUUAUUAAUUAAAUUAUGGUUAAAGAUUAAAAAGAUACCAACAGUUAAUAGUUUUCAAUUAUCAAUGUUAUUAAUUCAUUUAUAUUCAAUUGGUAAAGUUAAUAAAUCAAUGAGUUCAUAUCAAGCAUUCCGUAUGGUUAUGGUUUAUAUUUGUAAAGAAUUUCAAAAGAAACCAAUUCAAUUUAUGAAACUUUCUUCAGAGUUAACCACCACCACCACCGCCACCGCCACAACUGUAAUUAAACAAAAUCAAUAUCAAGAUGAAUUUGAAAAAUUAUAUCCAGUUGCAUUAAUUGAUAAUUCAGGUUUAUUAAAUAUUUGGUCAUCAAUUUCAGUUUGGGGAUUUAAACAAUUAAUUAUUGAAGCACGUUUAGUAAUUGAAAAUUUAGAUUCUGGUAAUGGUUUUGAAGAGAUUUUCAUGACAAAAUUCCAUUUCUAUCAAGAGUAUGAUAUGAUCAUUUCAAUUAAAAUUAAUAAACAAUUAUUAGCUAAUCAACAAUCUUUAAAAGUGCCAACAAAUGAUUAUUAUCAACAAGAUACUUAUUUAAAUUAUAGAAUUUAUCAAUUAAUUAAAAAAUCUUUAACAAAACGUGUUACAAAAAUUAAUAUUUUAAAAAUUAAUGAUGAUGAUCAAGAAAAUGAAAAUGAUGGUGAUGAUGAUGAUGAAAUUAAAAUUAUAAUUGGAUUAAAAGUAAAUUCAGAAAAUUGGUUAUCAGUUAUUGAUUUAGGUCCACCAGCUGAUCAUGUUAAUGCUUCAAAAUUUAGAGAAUUUUGGGGUAAUAAAUCACAAAUUCGUCGUUUUAAAGAUGGUUCAAUCCUUGAAGCUGUUACUUGGAAUCCAAAGAAUGGUUCACGUCAUUUAGUUAUUGAGGAGAUUAUAAAGUAUACUUUAAAUUAUCAUUUACAAAUUCCAACUGAAAAUGUUAGAUCAAUAGUAUCAGAACUUGAUCAAUUGAUUGUAUCUGAACAAGUUCAAGAUCAUACUUUAUUGGUUUUAUCAGCAAAACAAAAAUUAAUUUCAACUAUUCAAUCAUUAGGUUUACCAUUAUCAAUUGAGGCAUAUCCUUCAAUUGAUCCUGCAUUACGUUAUACUUCAAUACUUACCACCAAGGAUGAUAGAUAUUUAGAGAAUCAACCAAUUUCAAUUCUAUUACAAUUUGAACAAAGUCAACAAUGGACAAAGGAUGUUGAUUCUAUAAAUGCAUUGAAACAAGCAUUCCUUUUGAAAAUUGCAAGAGAAUUACAAUCUACACCAUUCCAACCAAGAUUAACCGAUAAAUAUGUUGAUCUUUGUGUUGAUGGUUUCAUAUUCCGUUGUAUUGCUUAUUAUCCAAAAGAAAUCGAGUUCAUGAGAGAACAAUGGCUAUUGGAUGGUUUAGAUGAACAAGAAUCAUUACAAAGAAAUUCACAACAUCAUACUUUUAUUCAAUCAUUACAUACCACCUACAGUUCAUAUGGUCCAACCGCUCGUAUUGCAUUACGUUGGAUUCAUUCACAUUUAUUCUCUGAUUUCAUCGAUCAUCAAACUGUUGAACUAUUGGUUGCAUCACUUUAUAAAGUAACUGAAAAUCACUAUCACAAUCAAAAUCAAAAUGAAAAAGACUCCUCCUCCUCCUAUUCUUUAGACACUUCAUCAAUUCCAAAAACCCCAAUUAUGGGUUUCCUUAGAUUCCUUUUCCUUUUAUAUACUUUUGAUUUCGAUGAAAAACCUUUAAUUGUAGAUUACUUAAAUUCAGUCGAUAAGAAUACUCAACUUUCAAUUAAAUCAACAUUUGAUAUUCAAAAGAAAUCUCAAAAUCCACCAUUACUUUUCAUUGCAACUGAAAAAGAUCCUCUCAGUAUGUGGUUUAGAAAAACAACUAUUACCAAUCGUCAACAAUGGGAAAAAAUCAAAUUAUUUGCUCAAAAAUCAAUAGAAUUAAUUGAAUCAAAUUAUUCUUCAAUCUCUUUUAAUUGGUUAUCAAUUUUUCAACCAUCAUUCAUCGAAUUUGAUGCAAUCUUUAAUUUAGAUGAAUCUUUAAUUCCAAAUCAUUCAAGAGAAAUUUCAAAUUUAAUUAAUAAUAAAAAUUUUAAUAAUAAUAAUAAUAAUACUCAAACUACUAAUAUACCACCACCACCAACAACAACCACAACAACAACAACAAUAAUUCAAGCAAAGAAACCAGUUUUUAGAAAUAUUUCUAAAAAACCACAACAACAAUCACAACAACCACAACAACAAAACCAAAAUCAAAAUCAAAAUCAAAAUCAAAAUUUUAAUGAAUUAUAUAAUAAUUUACAACCUGGAUUUAAUCCAGUUUUAAUAUUAGUUCAAGAAUUAAAAGAUAGAUUUUCAGAUUAUUUCACAAUUCAAUAUGAUUUAGUUGGUGGUAAUAAAUUUGCAUUAAAAUGGAAAUCUGAAGCUUUCUUACCAACUCCAUUCAAACCAUCAAAAUCAAAAUACUCAAUUCAAAUCACUAAAGAUUCAAAUUUAAUAAUUCCAAAUAUUUUUGAAAUUAUUAAUGAAAUUCAAAUGUUGGGUGGUAAAUUAAUUAAAACAUUUAAAUUAAAUCAAAAUUCAAUUAAUUUAAUUAAUGAAUUUAAUUAA